AUGGGAAAUGAAGCUUUCGAUCAUGGUGAUUUUAAAACCGCUCGGAAUUUCGUCGAGUUGGCAUUAGAAGCCGCCAAUGAGAUCGCAGACAAAAACGCUCAGGGAGGUGCAUAUGUCAACCUUAGCACUGCCUAUUGCUCUCUCUUUGAUUUCAAGAAAGCAAUCGAGUAUUCUAAGCGGGGUCUAAGUAUCGCAGAAGACACUGCAGACAGAAAUUUAGAAGGAAGUGCAUAUAACAUCCUUGGCAAUGCCUAUCAAUCUCUCUGUGAUUCCAAAAGAGCAAUCGAGUAUUUUAGGCGGGCUCUAAUCAUCGCAAAAGAGACUGGAAACAGAGAUUUAGAAGGAAUGGCAUAUAACAACCUUGGGAAUGCCAAUGUCACUCCCAGUGAUUCCAAGAAAGCAAUCGAGUUUUUUAAGCUAAGUCUAUGUAUCGAGAAAGAGAUUGGAGACAGAAACUUCGAAGGAACAACCUAUAACAACCUUGGUGCUUCUUAUAGCUCUCUCUUUGAUUUGAAGAAAGCAAUCGAAUGUUUUGAUCUGAGUAUAAGUAUCGCGAAAGAGACUGGAAACGGAGAGUCACAAGGACGCGCAUAUAUGAACAUUGGCAAUGUCUAUCAAUGUCUCGGUGAUUCCAACAAAGCAAUCAAGCUUUAUGAGGAGAGUCUAAGUAUCGCAAAAGAGACUGAAAACAGAAAGUCACAAGGAGAGGCAUAUAACAACCUUAGUGUUGCCUAUAGCUGUAUCGGUGAUUUCAAGAAAACAGUCGAGUAUUCUAAGUUGGGACUAAGUAUCGCAGAAGAGAUUGGAGACAAAAAUCUACAAGGAAGCGCAUAUGUCAACCUUGGCGUUGUCUAUGGCUGUAUCUGUGAUUUCAAGAAAGCAAUCGAGUAUUUUAAGUUGGGAUCAAGUAUCGCAGGAGAGACUGGAAACAGAAAUUUACAAGCAGCCGCAUAUGUCAACCUUGGUGAUGCCUACCAAUCUGUCGGUGAUUCCAAGAAAGCAAUCGAGCUUAAUGAGCUGGGUCUAAGUAUCUUGAAAGAAACUGGAAACAUAAUUGAAAAAGGAAUUGGUUAUUAUAACUUAUCUUUUAAUUGUUUUCGUGUUGGCCAGUUUUCUAAAGCCGAGGAGGUUUGUAAAUCCUCUAUAAAACUAUUCGAGGAAGCGAGGGUUCUCCUUCAAGGAAAAGACGAGUGGUUAAUCAGCCUUCGUAAUAAACUUGAUCCUAGCUAUACCCUGCUGUGGAGAAUUCAAUUACAACUAGGCCACAUCCUUGAAGCUCUUUUUACAGCCGAAGUAGGACGAGCACAAGUUCUCGUGGAUCUCAUGGAAUCGCAAUAUGGCGUGAGAAAGUCAAUUCAGUGGAAGUUAAAACAGCCAAUAAAACUGACGAUGUCUAGCAUUUCAAACCACAUUUCAUCACCUACGCUGUUUCUAGCAGAAGAACUAGAAUCAGAUCUAAAAUCUGUGGUGAAUUUCUGGUUAAUUCAAACGGGUCAGCAGUGUCAGUUUACGAAAAAGGAAAUCAGUGAGAACUUGACAUCGUUGACUUGCAAAGCAUACGAAAAGAUUGGUGUCAAGUUAAAAGUCAGGUGCGCGAAUCGCUCCCUGGAUGGGCCGGAAAAUGAAGAGAAAACUUUAAAAUCAGAGCAAGACAAGGAUGGUGCUUUAAAAACACUGUAUGACGUAGUUAUCGCUACAAUUUCACCCUUGAUAGAAGGUGACGAACUCGUUCUUGUCCCUGACCGUUACUCAUUCUUGAUUCCUUAUGCUGCCCUUGUGGACCAACAUUCCAGGUAUUUGUCUGAAACGCUAAGAAUUCGAUUGGCUCCAUCACUAACAUGCUUGAGGCUGCUGUCAGAGUGUCCGGAGGGCUACCAUAGCAAAUCUGGUGCGCUGCUUGUUGGUAAUCCAUGUUUGGAAACCGUACGCAACAAACCAUGGAAAAACCUUCCGCAACUUCCAGGUGCUGAGAAAGAAGUGAAAAUGAUUGGACAGAUUCUUAACAUCGAGCCUCUCGUUGGAAAGGACGCUUCAAAAGAGAACGUUUUAAGCGGGCUUUCCUCAGUUUCCUUAGUACACAUUGCAGCUCACGGUUGUCCAGACACCGGAGGAAUUAUUUUGUCUCCUAACCUUGCUAGUUCGGACAAUCCCGAAGAGAAAGACUUUCUUUUGACGAUGGCAGAUGUUUUGGAGGCACAACUGCACGCCAAGCUUGUUGUCUUAAGCUGUUGUUACAGUGGGCAAGGUGCCAUCAAAGCCGAAGGUGUGGUUGGAAUUGCACGUGCCUUUUUGGGAGCCGGUACACGUUCGGUUAUUGCGUCACUGUGGGCGAUUAGCGACGAUGUCACUAUGGAGUUUAUGAGACACUUUUACGAACAUUUGGUAGCAGGGGAAAGUGCAAGUAAGUCGCUUCAUCAGGCCAUGAAAACGCUACGCGAGUCUGGAGAAUUCAAUGCUGUCAAGUACUGGGCACCAUUCGUGUUGAUUGGCGACGACGUGACAAUGAAUUUUGCUCAAUGA
This is a messenger RNA of Porites lobata, 2520 nucleotides long. The record is from the annotation of a GenBank genome assembly. NCBI's taxonomy places the organism in Eukaryota, Metazoa, Cnidaria, Anthozoa, Scleractinia, Poritidae.